CCUUUCCCUUAGUGCUUCUUUAAAGUGCCCGGCUCAACUGUUCUGAAGCCAGGCUAGAAGACCUGCACCUGCAGCACCUGCACCAUGCCUAUGACACUGGGUUACUGGAAUGUCCGCGGACUGACUCACCCCAUCCGCCUGCUCCUGGAGUACACAGACUCAAGCUAUGAGGAGAAGAGAUACAUCAUGGGGGAUGCCCCCAACUUUGACAGAAGCCAAUGGCUGAGUGAGAAAUUCAAUCUGGGCCUGGACAUUCCCAACCUGCCCUACUUAAUUGAUGGAUCACACAAGAUCACUCAGAGCAACGCCAUUCUGCGCUACCUUGGCCGCAAAUAUAACCUCUGUGGAGAGACAGAGGAGGAGAGGAUUCGUGUGGACACUUUGGAGAAUCAGGUUAUGGACACUCGCAUACAACUCAUGAUAGUCUGCUGCAGUCCUGACUUUGAGAAGCAGAAGCCAGAGUUCUUGAAGGCCAUCCCUGAUAAGAUGAAAAUCUACUCUGAGUUCCUGGGCAAGCGGCCAUGGUUUGCAGGGGACAAGGUCACCUAUGUGGAUUUCCUCGCUUAUGAUAUUCUUGACCAAUACCGUAUGUUUGAGCCCAAUUGCCUGGAUGCGUUCCCAAACCUGAAAGACUUCUUGGCCCGCUUUGAGGGCCUGAAGAAGAUCUCCGCCUACAUGAAGAGUAGCCGCUUCCUGCCAAGACCUGUGUUUACUAAGAUAGCCCACUGGGGCACCGAUUAGGCCACUGCCGUGCUGGCACUCACAGGGAGGGCCAGUCCACACUGGGGCUCCUCCAGACCCUGGGGACAGCUGGCCUGCCCUACAGCCUCCCUGAUCUCACUUCCUUCUCCUUCCCACCGCCUUCUCCAGCUUUUCAGUCUCCUCAGCUCAGACCCUGGUCAAGCCCAUGCAGUCUUCAUCUUCCCACUUCCUUUCAUCAAGACCCCGUUCUCAUUGUGCCCCAACCCAACCACACAGUCCUUUUCUAUGACCUGAUGUCUGCCCUGAACUCUGCUCCCUAGACUUACCCUAAAGGUCAAUAGUGUCUCAAGAUCCCCAGGGGAGUGGCUGCCCCAGGUCUCCUCAUGCCAAUAAAG
Onychomys torridus (southern grasshopper mouse) is the source of this 1097-nucleotide messenger RNA. RefSeq names its product glutathione S-transferase Mu 3. The record is from RefSeq and is a predicted model, not a curated record. Gene Ontology annotation, molecular function: glutathione transferase activity. The coding region runs from base 85 to 741 and encodes 218 amino acids. Gene Ontology annotation, biological process: glutathione metabolic process. NCBI's taxonomy places the organism in Eukaryota, Metazoa, Chordata, Mammalia, Rodentia, Cricetidae. The transcript has 8 exons.